AUGCUGAAAGCGCACCAAGAAGCAGAAGUUGACAUUGUUGAUCGCUUGCCGACGCCUUUUGGAUUAGUCCGCUCUGGCGUAGCUCCUGAUCAUCCAGAAACCAAGGUUGUGGUCAACCAGUUUUCGCGGGUUGCGCAGCACCAACGCUGCUCGUUUUUCGGUAAUGUAACUCUUGGAUCGUCCAUUUCUCUUGCCGAGCUCCGCGAGCUGUAUGAUGUGGUUGUGCUUGCCUAUGGUGCAGAAAGUGAUCGAGUUCUUGGCAUUCCAGGAGAAGAUUUGUUAGGGAUUCAAUCGGCUAGAGAAUUUGUUUGGUGGUAUAAUGGUCAUCCAGAUUGCAGAUGCCUCAACCCGGACUUGAAGAGCACUGAUACAGCUGUAAUUCUUGGUCAGGGAAAUGUAGCUCUCGAUGUUGCACGCAUUCUUUUAAGACCACCAACAGAAUUGGCCACAACUGACAUUUCGAGUCAUGCUUUGGCUGCUCUCGAGGAGAGCAACAUAAGGAAGGUGUAUUUGGUUGGUAGACGAGGACCUGUUCAAGCAGCCUGUACUACUAAAGAGCUGCGUGAAGUUCUUGGUAUUAGAGAUCUGUAUGUUCACCUACAGAAAGAUCUUGUUAAAACCCCAAUCGAUGAGGAAGAGCUGAAGAAUAAUCGGAUUCAAAGAAGGGUUUAUGAGUUGCUUACUAAGGCAGCCACCUCAGGACCUUCGCACCCUAGUUCAGGUCAACGUGAGCUACACUUUGUUUUCUUCAGGAAACCUGAUAGGUUUUUUGAAUCACAUGAGAGAAGUGGCUAUGUUUCUGGUGUCCGCCUUGAGAAGACGGCUCUUCAAGGUGUUGAACCUGGAAAACAGAUAGCUAUAGGCACCAAUCAAUAUGAAGACCUUGGAUGCGGGUCGGUGCUAAAGAGCAUUGGGUAUAAAUCAUUACCAGUUGAUGGCUUACCCUUUGAUCAUAAAAAAGGUAUUGUUCCAAACAUUAAAGGUCGAGUUAUAAGUGAUGCGCAAAAAGAUCCUCCAGUUCUUGAGAAGGGUUUGUAUGUAUGCGGAUGGUUAAAGAGAGGACCAACAGGAAUCAUUGGCACAAACCACUAUUGCGCUGAAGAAACUGUCGCAAGUAUAUCGGAAGACGUUGAGCGAGGAUUAGUGGCGUCCUCAGCUAGCUUGCCCAAGCCUGGCAGAGAGGGUCUCCUCCAGGUGCUGGAUGAUCGUAAUGUUAGAGUUCUACCAUUUAGUGCCUGGGAAAAAAUAGAUUCUGAAGAAAGGCGGCUUGGGAGUUUAAGAAACAAACCCAGGGAGAAACUGGUAACAUGGGAAGACAUAAUGAAAGUAGCAGACUAGCAGCUGAAUAAUGUUUUCAGCCAGUUUUUAUUUUUAAUUUAUUUCAGGUUUCUCACAAAAUAAUGGAAAGGUUGAUAUGUGACAUUGAUGCGAUUCAUUUUUCCUGUUGUAAUAUCCUACAUAAGUUUGUUG
Messenger RNA from Morus notabilis, 1470 nucleotides. RefSeq names its product NADPH:adrenodoxin oxidoreductase, mitochondrial. The record is from RefSeq and is a predicted model, not a curated record. The transcript has 12 exons. Gene Ontology annotation, molecular function: oxidoreductase activity. Lineage: Eukaryota; Viridiplantae; Streptophyta; Magnoliopsida; Rosales; Moraceae. The coding region runs from base 1 to 1338 and encodes 445 amino acids.